AUGCUGAACACCCUGAGAGUGUCAGGUGUAGAAGAUGGAGCCUUCAACCUUCAUCAUCUGCUGCCUGCAGUAGACAACAUUAGUCAAGCUCCUUGCUCAAGGAGAGAAGAGAAUGAGGAUGAGCGUUUCCACAUGGAGGUAGAGGAGGAGAGGGAGCAGCAAAGAAUUGACUUUACAAAGCUGGUGGCUGGGAGACAAAAGAGAGGUGCCUGGGGGAAGAGGAAACAUGUACCUACAGUGGAGGCCAAAGCAUACAGAAUAGCAGGCUUGGGGCGACCCCUAAUCGGCUGGAGAAGAAGAAGCAAAGGAGAGAUGGAAACCAGCUUUCUCAUGGCUGUACUUAAAGAACUUCAUACUGAGAAGAGGCGGCUGAUGGAUCCAGGAAAAGCACAGGAGGAGGAGGAAGAAGAGGAUGAUGAUGAGGAUGAUGAUGAUGACGAUGAUGAUGAUGAUGAUGACGACGAGGAAGAAGAAGAGGAAGAGGAAGAAGAGGAGGAGGAAGAAGAGGGACAGGGAGAGGGAGAAGAAGAAGAAGAAGAGGGAGAGGCAGAGGGAGAAGGAGAAGAGGAAGAAGAAGAGACAACUGAGUCUCCCAGCAAUCAUACAGAAGCAUACACCAGCUUUACAGAAUCUCCUCUCAGUGAGUGUCAGACCACUGACACAGAAAUCAGCUGCAGGGGCAUCGGCAUGACUCAGCUGCCAAUCAUCCACAACUUGGAGGCCACAAAGCUGGAUGCGGCAGAGAACAACAUCCAAAGCAUCACUCCAGACGUUUUCUCCGGCUUGCCGAACCUGGACACACUGGACCUAAGCAAAAACAACCUCUAUGAUGAGUCAUUCAGCCAAAACCCCCUCUCUAACUUGACCCUUCUGAAGAGGUUGAACUUAGAUGGCAACCAGCUUACCAGGAUCCCGUCACUGCCACCAUCUCUGGAAGAGCUCAAGAUUAACAACAACAAGCUUAAUUCCCUCACCCCUCAUUGUUUUGAAGGUUUGAUGAACCUGUGGAAUCUGGAGCUGCAAGGGAAUAGUCUACACGAUGGCAGCGUGUCACCUCUAACCUUCAGACCAAUAAAGAAGCUUCUGUACCUCCAGUUGGGCAAUAACCGCUUCCGUUCACUGCCCCAGGGUCUUUCCUCAUCUCUGAAGGUGCUGGAGAUGAAUGAUAAUCUGAUUGAUGAGGUGACAGAGGAGGUAGUGAGGGACUGCGUCCAUUUAAGAGUGCUGAACCUGAGUCACAACCUGCUGCAUGAGCAAGCCGUUGCUCACCAUGCCUGGACCCAUCUCAAAGCCCUGGAAAUCUUGGACCUGUCUUACAACCGAUUCACCUCAGUCCCCAUGUAUCUGCCCCGCCGUCUCAGUAAUCUGACACUUCAGCACAACGACAUCAGUCAAAUCCCAGCCUUCGCGUUCCGCCACCUGCAGCCCGGCCUGAAGUCCCUCCGUCUUUCCCACAAUUCCUUGAGCAACGAGGGCGCUGAGAGAGUUUCUUUUGUUGGAACGUACCGCUCACUUGUUGAGCUCCUACUGGACAACAACCACCUGGGGGAGAUCCCACUCUCUGUUCGACAGUAUAAGAAGCUGCAGGUGCUGAGACUGGACAACAACCACAUCAGGCUGGUGAUGAAGUGGGGAGUGUGCCACCCUCGUAAUCCAGGCUCCACCUUGACUUCAGUCCACUUGGAAAAUAAUCUGCUGGAAGUGGAGAGGAUCCCCCCAAAAGCCUUUUCUUGUCUCGCUGAUGCCGGGGGGCUGGUCCUCUAUCCACAGCAGGGACAUUACAAAUAG
This is a messenger RNA of Scomber scombrus (Atlantic mackerel), 1788 nucleotides long. Its product is annotated as extracellular matrix protein 2. Gene Ontology annotation, biological process: positive regulation of cell-substrate adhesion; extracellular matrix organization. Gene Ontology annotation, molecular function: collagen V binding; protein binding; heparin binding. The record is from RefSeq and is a predicted model, not a curated record. Gene Ontology annotation, cellular component: extracellular matrix. Bases 1 to 1788 code for a protein of 595 amino acids. Lineage: Eukaryota; Metazoa; Chordata; Actinopteri; Scombriformes; Scombridae. The transcript has 11 exons.